UUCAACAGUUAAAUUACUCAAGUUAAAAUAUCAUAAGGCCCAGAACUGCUUGAACAUAUGGAAUUUAUACACACAUUCAUAUCAUGAAAAUUAAAAAACAAAAACAAAAACAGGCAAAUGAGGGUCUUGGAAAAUAAUAAUUUUGUGCUUUUGAGCACGCAUAGUGCUUUUUAAAUAAUGUCACAGUAAUUAUAAUUACAAAAAUGUAACAGGCAAAAUUCAAGUGGUUAUAAUGUAUUUCAUACAUACAUUUCACAUGUCUUAGGAUACUGGUGCAUUUACUUUCAAAAUAAAAACGUAUUAAAAGAAAUUCAAAUGGGUUCAAAGAAAUCUAACUGGAGAGAAGCUCAUAAGGAACUAACCGAGCAAAUUCGAUCUGCAAGAGAUGGAUACUCGGGUCAGGCAAGUGGAGGGGCAGGCUCUGGUCCUUCGCGCCAACCAACCGGCGCAAGCGCAAAACAAGCCGACCUGCAGGCCUGCAAGCAUUGCUCACGGACUUUCACUGCGGACCGCAUACAAGUGCACGAGCGCAUUUGUGCCAGAACAAGCAAACGAAAAACAAAGCAGUUCAACUCGUUCAAACAACGCAUCAGUGGAACGGGCGCCGAGAAUUUUCUGCAUAAGGGCAAGCCGUCAGCUCCACCCAAGAAAUUGGAAAGCGGUAAUUGGCGAAAACAGCAUCAGGACCUAAUCAGCAGUUUGAAGUACGCGCGCGGAGGGAAGCAGAAGGGUGCCACCCCACCCGCUCCGCCGCCCCUGGACACGUCGGACUACGUGCAAUGCCCGCACUGUGGACGCCGCUUCAACGAGACCGCAGCCGCCCGCCAUAUUCCCGCCUGCGCCACCAUGAUUCACAACAAACCCAAACCAAACACUCCUAAGAAAUGACUAAAUAAAACAGAAUGAUAACA
Messenger RNA from Nilaparvata lugens (brown planthopper), 911 nucleotides. Its product is annotated as zinc finger C2HC domain-containing protein 1B. Bases 316 to 888 code for a protein of 190 amino acids. Lineage: Eukaryota; Metazoa; Arthropoda; Insecta; Hemiptera; Delphacidae. The transcript has 4 exons. The record is from RefSeq and is a predicted model, not a curated record.